AUGGACGGCGACGAGUUCGAGGUCGAGAAGAUAGUCGCGCACAAGUGGGACAAGCGCAAGAAAAAGAGAGUGUAUAAGGUGAGAUGGCUGGGCUUUGGCGAGUUCUACGAUACUUGGCAGACCGAGGCGGAUCUACGGAACGCCGACGAGUACUUGCGAAGCUACAAGAGAAAUCACGGCCUGGCCUAG
Schizophyllum commune H4-8 is the source of this 189-nucleotide messenger RNA. RefSeq lists its product as uncharacterized. The record is from RefSeq and is a predicted model, not a curated record. NCBI's taxonomy places the organism in Eukaryota, Fungi, Basidiomycota, Agaricomycetes, Agaricales, Schizophyllaceae. Bases 1 to 189 code for a protein of 62 amino acids. The transcript has a single exon.